Molecule: messenger RNA, 1474 nt
Organism: Anopheles nili
Lineage: Eukaryota; Metazoa; Arthropoda; Insecta; Diptera; Culicidae
Product: mitochondrial basic amino acids transporter
Exons: 3
Coding region: 150-1343 (397 amino acids)
Biological process (GO): mitochondrial L-ornithine transmembrane transport
Cellular component (GO): mitochondrion
Molecular function (GO): high-affinity L-arginine transmembrane transporter activity
Source: RefSeq, a predicted model, not a curated record
CUUUGGCUCACCUACCUACACUAAACAGAAACAUUCCACUAAACGACAUUUCAUCGGAAUCGAUCCGCUUUCCCUCACAUCCUGUAGACUAGCUGACGACAUAUUCGCGAGCACCUUCAAAGAGACACCGCUUUCGACGUCUCGUUUCGAUGGCUUUGGACUUUGCUGCCGGUUGUUUAGGAGGAUGUGCCGGUGUUCUCGUGGGUUUCCCAUUCGACACGAUCAAGGUGCACCUGCAGACACAAAGCCACAAGAAUCCGCUGUACCGUGGCACUUAUGAUUGCUUCCGGAAGAUCAUCAUUCGCGAGGGUGUCCACGGACUAUACCGAGGCAUGUCCAGCCCGAUGGCGGGUGUGGCAGUUGUGAACGCGAUCGUAUUCGGUGUGUAUGGGAACAUACAGCGGCAUACUGCCAACCCGGAUGCAUUGUACUCGCACUUUCUCGCCGGAACUGUCGCCGGACUGGCACAGAGUGUAGUCUGUUCGCCUAUGGAGCUCAUCAAAACACGACUACAACUGCAGGAGAACCUUCCACGAACGGCACAACGCUUCAGUGGACCGCUAGACUGCACGAGAAGCAUCUGGCGCCAGGAAGGAUUCCGUGGGAUCUUCCGGGGGCUAGGCAUCACGGCAGCUCGCGACAUGCCUGGCUUCUCCAGCUACUUCGUGGCGUACGAGUACAUGGUGCGCUCGGUUGCAGAUCCAUCACCGUUCGUGAUCCUGAUGGCAGGAGGACUCGCCGGGACCUUCUCCUGGCUUGUCACCUUCCCGAUCGACGUCGUUAAAUCACGCCUGCAAGCAGACGGCAUUACCGGGAAGCCCGAGUACAACGGGCUUGUUGAUUGCGUACGGAAAAGCUACGCAGCCGAGGGUCUUGCGUUUUUGUCACGUGGUCUUGCGUCGACUCUACUGCGCGCUUUUCCAAUGAACGCCGUUUGCUUCCUGGUGGUGUCCUACACGAUGAAGCUAUUCGACGAUCCCAAGAUCCACGUCGUUGAGCUCGGUGCAACAGCCGUCGAUCCACAGUUGCUUAUUGUACCCGUUCAGCAGCAGGACGCUUCACCCAAGUUGACAGCUGUUGGAGGUGUUCCAUACGCUAAACGACUAGCAGAUCAGCAGCAUCACGAUCACCACCUGCUGAAUAUCAAGUACAACACGUACCGGUUUCUGCGAUCGCUGGGUGCGUUCAGUGAAGCGGUUUGUUGCGCCGAAAUGGGAGAGCUAACGGACGACUUGUAUGAUAGCGCGCGUGAGUGCUGUGCAGACAACGCUCAGCUUAACGAAUCGCUCCUUAGCUCGAACUUCGAGGACACCAGCAGUCGACACCCGGUUCAAGGUGAUUGAACACACCGAACGCGUCAUCCCGAGCCUUUCCUGGAGGCCACCAAAGACUUGUGUACAAAGAAAACCAUAGACUAAUUGUUGCCGAGCGAAAGUCGUGUGUAAAAAUAUAUGUUUAUUUAAAUACAACCAAA